Messenger RNA from Thrips palmi, 2763 nucleotides. RefSeq lists its product as uncharacterized. Bases 1 to 2763 code for a protein of 920 amino acids. The transcript has a single exon. The record is from RefSeq and is a predicted model, not a curated record. Lineage: Eukaryota; Metazoa; Arthropoda; Insecta; Thysanoptera; Thripidae.
AUGGUUCUGCUGUUUAUUGGGAACAUCGAAAAGAAUCCAGGCCCAACAUGCAAGUUCAAGUCAUGUGGUUUUUUUACUGAAACUAUUGCAAGUUGUGUGCGGCACCAGUAUUACCAUUCAAGAAGCAGUAAUUUUAUGUUUUACUGCCCUUCUCCGGAGUGUAUAUAUGUUUCAAAAUCUUUCAAUGCCCUGAACUAUCAUGUAUCAAUGUUCCAUAGAGAAAUCAAACAUCAAAAUCUAGAAGACCCUGAAGCUGACAAGAAACUACCAUGCACAGUUUUAGGAUGCCCCCAAACAAUGGAUUCUUUUUGGAGUUUGGUACAACAUAUUUGCGUACACUUGGAUUCUGGUUCUCCAUCGAGUGGUGUACGAUGCCCAGUUGAAGACUGUCGCCAUCCCAGCCUCUUUCUUAAAUCUAAAACAUUACGAGUUCAUCUUAGUCAAUAUCACCAAGGAUGGCGUGAUGAGGGUGCCCCACCAUCUAAGAGGAAGAGAGUUGAUAAAAGCAGUACAGCAGGAGACAGCCAUUUCACCGAAAGUUUUGGCUGUGGUGUCAAUCAAGGUGGUUCUGGUGAGGACAUCAGAGAUGAUGUCAAUGAUGAAGAAACAGAAGAUUGGGAAUUGCUUAACGAUGACUUAAUUGUGGACAAAAUUGCAAAAUUCUAUCUUCAACUUUAUGGGGAAUUCUUUUUACCAUAUGAAACUAUUCAAGAAAUUUGCAAUGGCAUUUCAUUUAUUUGUGGUCUUAACAAUUUGAGAAUGAAAAAAAUUAUGAGAACUGGUUUGGAAACCCUUGGUGUAGAGCAACUUCAAGCAAAUGAAUUAUGUUAUAAGGUUUCAAGUGCUGACAUUUUAUUUACUACUCAUCAUAAAAAUGCUCCUGGUCCAAGCUUCACUUCAGAUUACCUUAGGAAAGAAUAUUUCAAGAAACAUUAUGACUUUCAAGCACCUGAUGAAGUGAGCCUGAGUAACCAUAUGGAUCCUGACCUAAAAAUUCAGUAUGUACCUGUUACCAAUACUCUGGCAACUAUUUUGAAAGAUCCUGUUGUGCAAAAAGAUGUUGAUGCAUCCUUUUUGAAGUGUUCCUCAAACUCAGAUGAAGUUUCUGACUACACUGAUGGAUCCCUUUUCAAGGAAGAAAACCAUGAGAAGAAAGAACUACACUUGUUUCUCUACAUUGACUCAUAUAAUCCUGUAAUGAAUGCACUCGGGUCUGCAAAAGACAAGUACAAAUCAUUGGUCAUGUACUUUACCUUAGGUAAUUUGAAAGAUGAAAAUAGAUCUAAAAUUGACUCCAAGCAUCUUGUGGUGAUGGUGAGAGAAUCUGUAUUCAAGGAAGUUGGAGCAAAGAAGUGUUUUAAAGACGCUCUUAAGGAACUUAAAUCACUUGAAACAGUUGGAACAACAUAUAAAGAUGAGAACAUAAAAGUGAAAGUGAUCUAUAUGCUUGGUGAUAAUUUAGGUCAGCACACAAUAGGAGGUUUCAUUGAGUGUUUCACUUCAAUUUAUUUCUGCCGUUUUUGUGACAUAGAGAAAGGUGUGUUUAAAGAAAAUCCAGAGCACACCAAUCCGCCAAGAAGUAAAGAAGAUUAUGAAAAUUGUGUCAGAGAAGCAAAAGUGACUGAAGAACCUUGUAAAGGUGUUAAGGGUGAUUGUGUUUUCAAUGAUCUUCAGAAUUUUCAUGCAGUGAGCCACCUCUGCCCAUGCAUUGCUCACGACCUUUUCGAAGGUGUGGUCUCCCGGGAUCUUUCUGGUAUCAUCAGAAGUUUUGUGAAGAAGAAAUGGUUCUCCUAUAAGUUGCUAAAUAAGAGAAUUAACAAGUUUCAGUGCCAAGGAAUUGAUGCGCCCAACAAACCAGCCAACGUGAGGUAUAAAGGAAAGUCAAAAUAUAAAAAGUUGGGUGGCCAUGCAGUCCAGAACUGGGCACUACUAAGACUUCUUCCUUUCAUUAUUGGAGAUAAAAUUAAAGACUUUGAAGACCCUGCCUGGAAGCUUUACCUUCAACUGAAGGAACUUUGUGAAUAUUUUUGUGGCCAUACGUUUUUAAAAUCUGAUGUGCCAUACAUCAAGGAUGUACUUGUACCUCUGUACUUUGAGCGACGAUCAGAGGUCCUGGAUGAAUCAAUGUAUCCCCUGAAGCCAAAGUAUCACUUCUCUUUUGGCCACUACUGUGAAUUGAUGCUCAGGUAUGGUCCCUUGAUACAAGUUUGGACUUUAGGAUUUGAGCAGAAGCACAAACUUUUCAAACAUGUAGUCAGGCUGAGCAGGAACUUCAUUAAUGUAGAAUACACCUGUGCAAUGCGUCACCAGUUGAAUCUAGCCUUCAAGGCAACUGGACCCCUUUUCCACGAAGGCUGCAUCGAAACAGAUGCUCAAAUAUUCUCCAUUGAUUCCUACCAAGGUGAACUGAAAACAUUUUUAAGUUCAAUGUCGAUCACUCAAGGAAGAUGCCGUUCAUGUAAAUCCAUCAAUGUAGAUGGUAUUUCAUACGAUAUUGGAUCCUUACUUCUUUUGAAAUCUAAUGGAAGAGAUAUUGAUUGUGGAAGAAUCAAAGUCAUACUGAGUACGGACAAUGAAGUACAGUUUGUGCUAAAUUGCAUAACAGCGACAUUCAACAACACAGUGGGAACAUACGAAAUACCCGAAGAUGCAUUAGGUGAACUAAAAUCCAUCCCAGCAAGAGGCCUGAAGUAUGCUCAACCUCAACCACUGUAUGAUUUUAAAGGCAAGUUAUCAUUUAAUGUUAAAGGAAAGGUAAUAUAG